GUAGUUUUAGAUAAGCCAGAUAUUUGUGUCUACAUAGCAGACGAUAAGAUUUUUCACAGUGUGAUUUUUCUAAUUCAAAAUAUUUGACACUACUGUUGAUGUGCCUAGAAGUGUACAAUUUUAAGAAGUGUUUUGUGAAAAGUGAGGAAUGGCCGAUCUAUCUACCAAAGACGAACUACAUUCUUGGAUUCAGCGUUCCAUAGGUGCCGAAAACUUCACUUAUACUGUUGAAAGUACGACCCAAAAAGGAGAAGGUUACAUAGGGGAAUUAUUUUUUGUUAAAGUUGAUUUACAACAACCCAUUAACGGAAAAGACGUUCUUUAUCUGGUUGUAAAAACGAACAAGAAGAAUUCUGGAUCAGAAAAAUGUAACGUAGAAUGAAGUAAACACUUCUGUUGU
Molecule: messenger RNA, 400 nt
Organism: Diabrotica virgifera virgifera (western corn rootworm)
Lineage: Eukaryota; Metazoa; Arthropoda; Insecta; Coleoptera; Chrysomelidae
Exons: 1
Coding region: 149-382 (77 amino acids)
Source: RefSeq, a predicted model, not a curated record